Messenger RNA from Physcomitrium patens, 5732 nucleotides. RefSeq names its product ABC transporter C family member 10. The record is from RefSeq and is a predicted model, not a curated record. NCBI's taxonomy places the organism in Eukaryota, Viridiplantae, Streptophyta, Bryopsida, Funariales, Funariaceae. Gene Ontology annotation, molecular function: ATP hydrolysis activity; ATP binding; ABC-type transporter activity. Gene Ontology annotation, biological process: transmembrane transport. Gene Ontology annotation, cellular component: membrane.
CCGUGAUCGAGGUCUUGUCGUCUUUGCCAGUUCGAUUAUUUGAUGCGGUGUCUUCCAGCGAAUGGCUGCACCACCUCUUCUGUUUGUUUCUGUCAAAGUGGCUCUGAAUUCCUUAUUCGGUCGAUGUCUUUCUCUCCCGAUUCUGCCAGAAGCGGUGGCCCGCAAAUCAUACACUGAUCGGCACGAGUAGGCAGCCGCGAUUUGCUAGCUUACAAAUUUUCACGGCUAUUGUGGCCUGGUUUGAUUCCAACUGGAGCUGACUUUGUUGGUUUGCGGUUGAAGAGAAAACAGGAAGAAUUUUUGAGAGUUAGGAGAUGAGUAUAGAGCAGGAGUGGAGUUCGUGAGGUUGCCUGUGUUGUCCUGAGCUCUUUGUGUAGUUUGAAUUAUGAUAGUUGUCUGUAAUUUUUCCUGGCGGAACAACUUCUCCAAUGGAUUAUGUUGCUUGAACUAACCUUCAGAUAAAAUUUCGCAGUUUCUUUACAAUCCUUUUGGUUCGUUACUGGGCUUGCUAUUCGGGUUGCGAGUAAGGAUCAUUGGUCAUGCUUGUGAAUUGUUGCCUACCUGAUUUUUCUUUCUCGAGGCGACAUGGUUUUCUGUUGUCAUGAAGGAUUUAUUGCUGGGCUCCGUUUUCAAAAAUUUUCAUGAAGAAAAAGUAGAGGGGUUAGGCGAUGGUCGCAGGUAUUCGACUCCUUUGAGAUGUGGUCACGACGUGGCUUGGAGUGACAGAUACUCUGGUUUGAGAUGGGAUCCUCGCAAUUAAGAGUGUUUUCUUCAUCUGUCUGCAAUUAGCUUAUGUCAAUUGUGGAGCCUUGAAGGAGGCUUUUGUAAGAUCUACAGCUUUUUUGUAAGAUCUGUAGAUUUUCAAUUUUUGAAGUGAUGGCGGCGACACAAUUUUCAGAAAUAUGGGUGGCAUUCCUGCGAAGCUUGAGUAAUGUUCUCUCUGGGGAACAUUUCCCUCGACCCGACGUGAUAGACACGGAUAAUAUUAUUGCAGCUUUUAUUAAGAAUUCCUCUUUCCAGAAUGUCUUUGUUUCAGGGCUCCAUUUAAUCUUUAUUCUAAUCCUAUUAGCUAUAAUAUUGGGGCACCGAUCUAACCGCAUUAAUUCUGCAAGCUAUAGGAAUGAGUUCUUCAGUCCAGAUUCAUUCUUAGAAUGGGUGUGCUUUCUCUCCACUUGUGGACUCGGUCUUUUCAGCUUAGGAGUAACUAUGUGGUUACUGGCCUCAGGAUGGAUGGAUCAUCGACAUAUCCAUGUGUUACAAUGCAGUUUCUUUCUUGUGCAAGGAGUGGCAUGUCUAUCCCUGGCCUUCACAGUGAAAGUUCAUAAAAUACCUCAAUACGAAAAACUAGUGCGAGUGUGGUGGAUAGCGUCGUUCUUACUGGGAACAUAUGCUGCUGUUGCAGUAGUCUUGAAAAUAAUUGACAGCCAAAAAGUAUCAGUUACAAUGGUUUAUAGUUUAGCCUCCUGGCCGGCGUAUGGUUUCCUUCUGCUGCUUUCCUUACAAGGACAGAGCAAGUUGUCCAUGGAUCUCAAGAGUGAGGAGGAUCCUCUGCUUUCGAGAAGUCACUCUGAAAAUGGCACUGCUGAGGUUGGGGAGAAAGUUACCCCUUUCGCUACUGCUGGAUUCUACAGCCGCAUGAGCUUCUCGUGGCUAAAUCCUCUUUUAUCUAGUGGUUACAGGAAGCCUCUGGAACAAGCGGACAUCCCUCUGCUUGGCAAGGAAGAUGAAGCCCAGAAAAAUUAUGAAAAGUUCGCACAGGCUCUGAGGGACCAAAAAAGCAACAAUAGGCAGGUUUCGGUGUUUUGGGCGUUGUCAUCGUGCUAUUAUAAGCCGAUGGUAUACAAUGGUUUAUACGCACUGGGUAAAAGCAUCACAGUUUCCCUUGGGCCUGUUGUGCUCAAUACGUUUAUACAGUACACUGCUGGAAAGCGGUUAUUUCGGGGCGAAGGUAUUGCGCUUGUGGUAGCACUGUUUUUUGCCAAAUUCUUUGAGUCUGUUUCGCAGCGGCAGUGGUACUUCGGCAGCCGAAGAGUUGGAUUGCAAGUUCGGUCUGCUCUAAUGGCCGCCAUCUAUCAGAAGGAUCUCCGCAUUGCAAACGCGGGAAGACAGAGACAUGCGGCUGGCGAGGUGGUCAAUUACAUGUCAGUUGAUGCGUACCGUAUUGGAGAGUUUUUGUAUUGGCUUCAUUUUUCGUGGACCACUGCGCUUCAGAUCUGUAUUGCGCUGGUGAUCCUUGCGUAUGCCGUUGGAUGGGCAACACUUGCUGGUCUUACAGUCAUUAUUGUGUCCAUGGUUGUGAACACUCCAUUGGCUCGAUCUCAAAAUGUGUAUCAAACUAAGCUCAUGACUUCGCGAGAUGCAUGUCUACGGACCACAACAGAAGCUCUUCGCAACAUGAAGAUUCUAAAGCUUCAGGCAUGGGAGGACAAGUUCAAGGAGCAGAUAUUGAAAUUACGAAAUGAAGAAUUGAUAUGGCUAUCGAAGGUCUUGUAUCGAAGGGCUUAUAAUACCGUAGUUUUCUGGAUGUCUCCAGUGUUUGUCUCAACCGCCACAUUUGUAACAUGCCUGUUUAUGGGGACUCCACUCAUUGCUAGCAACGUAUUUACAGCUCUUGCCACGCUGCGGAUAAUCCAGGAGCCCAUUAGAUUAAUUCCCGACUUAGUCGCUAACGCCAUCCAGGUGCGUAUAUCGCUUGAUCGUAUCGCUAAAUUCCUUCAAGAGGACGAGCUACAGCCUGAUGCCGUUGUGAGAAAGGAUCAUUGGAAAACCUCAGACUACGCGAUUGAAUUCGAGGAGGCUACCCUCACCUGGGAUCCAGAUGUUGCAAUACCCACCUUGAGGAACCUGACUGCAAAAAUCAAGCAUGGUCAGCGCGUGGCAGUGUGCGGAGCAGUAGGAUGUGGAAAGUCCUCUUUCAUUCAGGCCAUCCUUGGAGAGAUGCCCAAACUCUCUGGCUUGAUACGUGUGAAUGGCACGGUUGCUUAUGUUGCACAGUCAGCAUGGAUUCGAAGUGGCACAUUUCGUGACAACAUUUUAUUUGGGAAGCCUAUGGACAAAGAGCGGUAUCGGAAGACAUUGCGAGCUUGUGCACUGGAUAAGGACAUUGAGAAUUUUCCUCAUGGGGAUCUAACAGAGAUUGGGGAACGGGGUAUGAACGUGAGUGGAGGACAGAAGCAGCGAAUGCAAUUGGCUCGGGCAGUGUAUCAGAAUGCUGAUAUUUACCUUUUGGACGAUCCCUUGAGCGCCGUGGACGCCCACACUGCUGCUAGCCUAUUCAAUGGUUGCAUCAUGGACGCUCUGGAGGGAAAGACAGUGAUCUUGGUCACACAUCAAGUAGAGUUUCUCCCAGCUGUGGAUUCUAUACUGUUGCUGCGAGACGGAGAAAUUUGGCAAGCUGGCCAUUACAAUGAACUGAGAAGCGAAGGCACAGCCUUUGAGGAGCUUGUCACGGCUCAUGAAGAGGUAAUGGGCGGAAUGUCAGAGAACUCAAGUUUAGAGCACAAAGCCACUGCUCAGAAUUCAGAUAAAGAGCAACUGCAGAAAAUGCCUAGUCGAAGUCGGUCUAGGAGAGAAGAGGACGCUAUUCAGCUGGCUAGAGCUAAGCAGAACGCUUCACAACUGACGGAGCAAGAAGAGAAAGAGAUUGGUAGCACUGGAUCAAAAGCAUAUGUGGACUAUCUAAAGCAAGCCAAUGGAUUUUUGCUCUUAUUUCUUUCGAUCAUCACCCAACUUGUCUUUGUACUGGGACAAGUGGCUUCGAACUGGUGGAUGGCUUCCAACGUGGAUAAUCCAGCAGUGAGCAAUGCCAAGCUGCUAUUUAUCUACUCUACGAUUGCACUCACCACCGGAUUCUUCGUCUUCUUUAGAUCUGCCUUUCUUGCCAUGUUAGGUGUGGAAGCCUCGCGGUCAUUUUUUGAAGGGAUGAUCAGCUCUUUAUUUCGUACCCCCAUGGCAUUCUUUGACUCAACACCAACUGGCCGAAUCCUCAGUCGGGUUUCCUCAGAUUUCAGUAUUCUGGACAUGGAUGUGGCUUUCGCAUUUGGUUUCUCUAUCGCGGCCUCCAUGAAUGCGCUCACCAAUGUAGCCGUCAACACUUCCAUAACCUGGCAAAUCUUGUUCAUUGUCAUCCCAUUUAUAUACGCCGCCCGAAAAUUACAGCUUUAUUACUUGGCAUCUGCCAGGCAAAUUAUGCGGAUCAAUGGAACAACUAAAGCACCAAUUGUGAACCACUUCGCGGAGGCCAUCGCCGGAGGAUCGACAAUUCGUGCGUUUAAGAAGCAGGCUGACUUCGCUGUGGAGAAUUUGAGUCUCAUUGACGCUAAUGCUAGCCCCUUUUUCCAUAGCUUUGCAGCUAUUGAGUGGCUCAUACUUCGUCUCGAGUUCCUCUCAGCAACCGUUUUAGUAGCAUCUGCACUGUUCAUCGUUCUUCUACCCGAGGGUCACAUCAACCCAGGUUUCGCUGGUAUGGCCAUCAGUUAUGGUCUAUCUUUAAAUAUUUCUGUCGUCUUCGGUGUCCAGCAUCAAUGCAAUCUUUCAAAUACAAUAAUCUCAGUGGAAAGAAUAAAACAAUACAUGAACCUUGUCAGUGAAGCUCCAGCUGUAAUCCCUAACAAGAGGCCUUCUUUGCAUUGGCCAAGCACUGGCAGGGUUGAGCUUGAAAAUCUACAGGUUCGAUAUCGCUCAAACUCGCCUCUAGUUCUGCGUGGCAUCACGUGUAUCUUCCAGGGAGGUCAGAAGGUGGGCGUUGUGGGUCGCACAGGAAGUGGCAAAACAACUCUCAUUGGUUCCCUCUUUCGACUGGUGGAGCCAGCGGGUGGAAGGAUCUUGAUUGAUGGCAUUGAUAUUUCAACCAUUGGCCUUCAUGAUUUACGCUCACGCCUUGGAAUCAUCCCACAAGAGCCUACAUUGUUUCGAGGAACUGUCAGGUUCAAUUUAGACCCUAUUGACGAACACUCUGACGCUGAAAUUUGGGAGGCCCUUGACAAAUGCCAGCUGGGUGACAUCAUACGAACAAAGCCUGAACGACUAGAUGCGCUAGUUGCGGAUGACGGUGAGAACUGGAGCGUCGGCCAACGACAACUCUUUUGCUUAGGACGAGCUUUACUAAAGCACAGCCGUGUCUUAGUGUUGGACGAGGCAACUGCUAGCAUUGAUAACAACACAGACGCGAUACUGCAACGCAUCCUGCGCCGAGAAUUUUCAGACUGCACUGUUGUAACUGUGGCUCACCGCAUCCCUACUGUUAUCGACAGUGAUGCGGUCAUGGCCCUUCAUGACGGUAAAAUGGCUGAAUUUGACGAACCGAAGAAGCUGUUGGAGGAUCCCAGCUCUCUGUUUGCCAAGCUUGUUGCUGAGUAUUGGGCCAAUAUCCACCACUGAGGUAAGAGUUUUGUAGGAAUUGAUUCUACAACAUAUAACAAGUUUGUGGACAUUUUAGAUUGAACAGCUGCCACACUACUGAAGACUACCAUGCUGCUCCCGUGAAUUGAUUUAAGAGCUCUUAAAUCACUUAAGAUAUAUUCUCUGCAUAUGUUUCUACUUUGAUUUGGUUAGGUGACAAAUUUUGCCUCGCAAAAUGUUGAAAAUGUUGUUGAAAAUCACUCGACUCAUCCAGUUUUAAAACUUGCAAACGAUGGAACAUGUUUCCAUUUUGGUAUUCUUCACACUAUCAGUAUAUGUAUGUGAGGAAUUAAAUUUUGAAUAAAAGUAAUGGUUACUCACUUUCAUUUUCA